AUGGAUAUUGGACAUUUAGUGUCUUUGGUUAUUUUAUUGUCACUUAUUUUCGAAAAUGCUUCGCAAGUAGACGGAUAUGCAACACUAUUCGUAAAGUUUGUUAACAUUACAGUGAGUUCGUCAAGUGGACAUUGCAACUCUUUCUCAAGACCAGAUUACUGUGAUUUGUACUUUAAAAUUUGCAUAGGUGAUCAAAAUUUGAGGGGGUGCAACAUUUUAGAUAUGAGAACACCGAAAUCUUCUUUAAUGAACCAGAAUUCUAUAUCUUUUGGUGACUUAAUAGACUAUAUACCAAACCCACUGUCCAGAAUAAUAGACAAACUUCCGUCUAGAUUGUACUUGAAGAUCGAAGUUUGGGAUGCAGAUUAUUCUUUUUCCGAUUUAGAUGACCACUUGACAACAUUUGAGGAUAAUGCAUACAUGUACACUGUGUAUCCAUUUGAAACUAGUGGUUCAUCACUCCUUUCUUCAUACCGUUAUCAUAAAAUAUCUCGAAAUAUAACGCAAGAUUACAUAAAUAUGUAUGUAGCAGUUUGGGCUGUUUGUAAUCGUGGCAGCUAUGGAAGUGACUGUAGCGUCAACUGCGUCCCACAAAAAAGAGUACGGCACUAUGGUUGUGAUAUUUCAACAGGUGCGAAGGUGUGUAUUCCUGGGUGGUUUGGUGAUGAAUGUAACAGAGUUGAUCACUGUGGUAUAUUAACACCAUGUGGCCCCAUGGGAACGUGUACUAAUACUCAUGUUGGAUACACUUGCUCCUGUAAACAUAAUUUCACAGGACCACAUUGUUCAGAACCCCCGAAUCAAUGCAGUCCAUUACAAGAUUUUUGUCAAAAUGGAUUUUGCUUACUAAAGUAUCUUGAUGAAGGAAACAGGAGUUUAUCCAAUCCAAUUCCAUACUGUGCUUGUAUACCUGGGUUUACAGGCAAAUGGUGUGAACUGGAUAUAGAUGAGUGUUCAAUGAAACCGAAUAAUAAUGGUAGUAACAAAAGUAUUAAUAUCAACCACCAUAUAACAUCAUCUUGUAAUGUAAAUUCAAUGUGCGAAAAUCUCUAUGGAAAUUUUCGUUGUUUUUGUCAAAAUCAGUGGACUGGUCUACGUUGUAACACACCUCCAACUUUAUGGCCUGAUCAUUAUAAACCCAUGGUUAAUUCAAAUGGUUUACCUGACUUUAUAAAUUUUAAAAGAGUAAAUUUAUCAACCGUCUCAUUAGAAAACAACAAUGAUGACGUAAUAGUAAUAGAAAAAGCAAAUAACAGUUGGAUAUAUGUGCUUAUCAGCGUAUUUAUUGUUCUGUGUCUUAUUUCAUGUGGAAUAUUAUAUUAUAUGUGUUGGAGACAAAAACGUUUAUGUGGUUUCUAUAGAAUGGGUUGGAAUCGUGAACCUAUAAUUUCCAAAGUACUAUUUACUACAAAAUCAACCACUUCAAAUUUAAGUAAAGAACCAACUAUUCUAUGUAAUCAAACUCCACCAACACCACAAAGAUCUAUCACUAAACUAACAUUUAUACCCAGAUACAAUAUCCCAAUACAAUCUGAAAAAUAUCAAUCAACAAUUUAUGAUGAAAUACCUGAUUGUUUUUUACAAGAAAAAACACAAUUAACUACUAAUAUCCCAAUAAGUAAAUCUCAAUUAUCUAUAUAUGAACCAUAUAGUCAAUUAGAAUAUGAUACAUUAGAUAUGACAAUAGAAACAAAAUAUACAAAUCAUCAUGAAAUAAUCAAUAAUAAUGAUUAUACUGAUAAUCAAAUUCAUAAAAUUACUUAUCAAAAUUCAAAAAAUUUAAAACAAGAACAAGAAUUAAUUAUAACAAAUUGUAUGUAUCUUGAACCAAAACAACAUCCUUUUUAA
Molecule: messenger RNA, 1848 nt
Organism: Schistosoma intercalatum
Lineage: Eukaryota; Metazoa; Platyhelminthes; Trematoda; Strigeidida; Schistosomatidae
Source: the annotation of a GenBank genome assembly